Messenger RNA from Moneuplotes crassus, 1252 nucleotides. The record is from the annotation of a GenBank genome assembly. Lineage: Eukaryota; Ciliophora; Spirotrichea; Euplotida; Euplotidae.
UGAGUUUGAGUUGAAUAUUGAUAUCUUUAUUUGUAGAAAACAGAAUGAAGCAAAAGAGAGAUAAGAAAAUAACUGAACUAGAAUUACUCGAUAAGAGCCGUCUGGUUGUAAAGCAAUGCAGAAAUGGAGAACCUCUCUAUAGAAAAAUUGCUAAAGAAUUUCAUCAAAGUUUUGAACUCCCAGAAUUAGAAUUUCGGAAGACAAAGCUCCUUGAAAUCAGAAAUCUUAGGGGCAACAGACUCCAAAAAUCAGAAAUCUCACUUAAUAUGAGCCGAUACAGAUCUAUCAUCAGACAAAGAGCUGCUGAGCUAGAGGAAGAACGGAUGCGAAAAGCAGCAAAUGUAGAUUUCAAUCCUGAGAAAUACCACACCAAAACUCUUCAAAAAGUCCUUGAACAAGAUGAGAAAAUUAAGCAAGAGAAUAUUGCCAAAAUCCAUAAGAGACGUCUACUUGCUGAGAAGAAGAUGAGCUAUGGUAUGUUUGUAAAUCAGGCUCAUAAACCUCUUAUUUCUAAGAAAUAAGAGAUUAGAGAUGACCUUUAUUAAGCAAAAGAUUCGACACCCAGUAAAGCACAGUCGUAAGGUAUCCAGCAGCGCUGGAUACAACGAGCUGUAUAAUACCACGGGUAAGAACCCGUGGAGUUCAACUUCUCAACUAGCCAGAGGCUCUCAGAUUUCUAACUCAACUUUGCCUCAUUCUAGGACGCCCAUGAACCAAUUAAGAGGUCGCUCUUCACUCCUUGGGAAGAAGAGUAUCAACCAGGGGAUAAGAUUGAGACACAGAGGGACAGGAGUCUCAACUAUGACUCUUAAUAACGCCACAAAAGGUGGACAUCUUGAUAGCACUGCAACAGAAGUUCCUAGGACGAUUUCCUUCACUGACGUUGUAAAUAAGCUUCACAAGAAAUCGAGGAAGUUGAUUAUAAUGAAGAAAUCAAAGAGAGCAAUAAAGAAGAAUUCUGUAAAGCAAUGAUCGCCUAAGAGAAUACAUAACUACUCUAAAAAGAAACUACAAAAGGACAGAAUUAAGAGGUGGAAAAAGAGCAUCAGGAAAAUGUCCCAUAGCGUUAACUCUAGUAACAUUGAGAGAAUCAAGACAUUAGCUGAUAUGCUUGAGAAUGAAGCAGACCAGAGACAGGAGCUAUUAAACACAACUCAUGAGUUUGAUGUUAAGGAAACUCAUAAGAUCAAUGACAUGUACCUCAGUGCGAUUAAGGCCAAAUUUGCUCUCUUAGAUAUGGACUAAAUCCCCA